UUUGGCAGUUUGAGGUCGGGUGGAGAAGAGUGUAGACGCGCAGUGAUUUUUUCCUCUCGUGUUCUGGAACCUUCAUAGGAACUUGUGAUAUCAUAAAGUUAUCAAGUGUUCUAGUGGACAAAAUUUUCAAAUAAUUUGAUUUUGUGCAUCGCAUCUCGCGCAGACUUGGUGUUGACUAAUGCGAGUACUGAUUGUUACGAAGUCGGUGUUGAAAUAAACCCGUGUGAUAAUAGUUACGUACUAUAGGUGUCGCCAUGGUCAGGGUCAACCAUCCACCGGGAGGGAAAAUGAAGCUCAACGAUGAGGCUGAACCUGACAGCCGCACGGUGAGGGUGCUGAAACCGCCUGGUGGAGGCUCAUCCAUUGUCUUCGAUGAGGACGAAAACAUGAAGCCCAUUAAGAGCAAGCCCCAGCCUCAGCAGCAGCAGCCCCAGCCCAAGGAGGAGGCCCCCACAGGCUGAGAUAGUAGAGAAACAGGCACCACCACCCCCGCAGGAGGCAAGCGACGCUAAGCCUGAAACCAAUGGUAUGAACUCCCAUGACUCUGUCAAAGAGGAUGCUGCCGCCUCUAGGGACAGUUUCCCUUCCCCCGCCCCCGCCACUAAUGGUCAGCACUCACCUGCCCCCAACGGGUCCCCUGCUGUUAAUGGGUCAAGUGCUGUUAAUGGAUCUGUGAGCAGUGGCUCCACUAGCAGCAUGUCUCCAUUCCCUGGAGGCACCCCAAAACACUUAAACACCCAGACACGCAUCUUCGGGGAGGACCAGCAUAAUGUCCCCACACCCAGGCGUCGUCUGCGGGACCACGAAACGCAGCAACAUCUUCGCUGAUGAAGGGGCCACUAACGGUACCCACAGGCCAGCAGAUAGCUCCAGCAGCAGCACCAGCAGCUCUUGCCCCAGCAGUGGCACCCCAGAGGCCAGGACACCUGAGCAGGCUCCUCAACCUCAGCCACCGCAGCAGCAGCAGCAGCAGCAGCAUCGGCAGCGUGUUCCCCCUGGUGGCUUCUCCACUCGGCUGUGGUAGUUGCCCUCCUCUGUUCCUCUGCUUACUCCUCUCUUUCUUUUCUUGCUAGACCUUUGGCUUCUUCCCUCCCAACUUCACCACCAAUAUCCCUCACUUAUCACAACAUUCACAGCACCAAGGCCACACAGCUUUGAGUUUGAGUGUGAGUGUGGCAGACGCAAAAUAAAACCAUCAAAAUAUCUAUACAUAUUGUCGAUGUUACUUGACAUUGUCCUGUAAGUGUUUGUCUACAUCCAAACACACACACACACAUGCAUACAUUAUUUCAUCUUUGAUUUAUCUCUUGCUUUCUCUCUUCCUAUUUCACAUUGUUUUGUGGUGUAAGAUUCUUCACUAUAUAUUUUGUAAGGGAGUUUUCUUACGUUGUGGUAGAGGUUAAUGUGGUUGUUUAAGAUAGAGGGAACUUUACUGUCAUAACUUCUUAUUUUAACACGUACAUGAUUAUAAUAACGCAGUGCCACUCUGUCCUACUACUAUUAAUAGCUGUCUUUUUGCUGUGAGUCAUAAUAGAGAGUUAACUGUAGCUUUCCCCUAACUGAGCAGUACCUAUCCUAGCCUGUACUGUAACUGCUUAGUCCUCUUUGUAUCAGUGGGCCAGCAGGAGACCAGUCCCAAAGAGUGUUGUGAAUCCUUCUGUUUGCUUUUGAUCCCUGACUGAGCAAGGCCGCAUCUGUAUCCCAUAGAAAACAAUACCAAGGGAGAGGCCAUGGCAAACAACUCUUGGGUGGUGGUGGUCCCGAUUGAGGCCACACUUAUGGUCCAUUCUUAGCUUUCAGUUGUGUCAAGAAGGUAUAAGUAUCCUAUUUAGCCAUAUUAAGAUUGCUCAACCAGUUUUGCUUUUUCCUUCCUUCUUCUUGAGCCAGGUGAACCGAGGUCAGGAUCAGGUAGAGUGUAAGGACGAUUAUUCUCACGCACCAAAAGAAAAUACUGUACUUCUUAUCCAUUCCAUGUUAGCAUUAAGCUCCUUCGAACCCUUGGAGACACUGCUGCUGCCAAAGUAAAUUCACGAUGAAGUGAUUGAAGGUGCCUGGUAAUCCAUCCACAUAUCAUAGCAUCACUUGGAGGUCCCAUGAGGAAAGUGUGUGGAGCCUCCUUGCAUCAUCCCAUGUCACACCCUAACCAACACCCUCCCUUCCUUAUUGUGGAUCAGUUAUCUACUAUUAUGAAAUAAUUUUGGUAGGCACUGUUAGCACCCCUUUUCCUUGAUUGUCUGGACAGCAUUCCAGCGACUGUGAUAAUUCUUGUGUUAAUUAAGAGAGAGAGAGUGUGGCCACAAGGAAGGUAGAGGUAUACGCACCUUCUGAAAAGUCCUGCUGCUUGCUUAGAACUGGCCCCGUCUGGCUCUAUAGUAAAGCUACUUUGUAUUAGUUUUAAUAAAUUAAUAAUCUGUCAAGGGUUUUUCAUCUACAUGCUGUUUAACCUUGACUUGGUUGUAUUAUAUAUGGCAUAUUUGUUGUGUUUUAUUUCUGAAUUGCCCAACUAUGAAGAGUGUGGAAGCCAUGAUCUGAAUAUGGUGCUAAAAUUGUGGUGUACAAGUUCAUGAGAUGAUAGUAAUGAAAGUGAUAAAAAUGAUUGGGUAAUGUGGACAUUAACUUCUCCAUAAAAAGGAACAUUCAACUGGUAUAAGUGAGCUGCCUGGGAAUAUGUAGGUUAGUUUUGGAAAGGAAAUGUGGACAUUAACUUCUUCAUAAAAAGGAACAUUCAAGCAGUAUAAGUGAGCUGCCUGGGAAUAUGUAGGUUAGUUUUGGAAUAUAAUUUUAGUUGCUUUAUAUUAACUAGUUAAUUACAUUUUAAGUUUUAUUAAGUAUUGAUAUUAAGUAAAAAAAAGACUAGAUAUUUGAACUUCUCUGAGUUAUAAAGUUGGAGGCAUACACCAUAUCUGUGUGUGGCCUCAUUGCUCAUGUCUAUCUCAUUGUUAAGCUGUGUCCAUAUCAAAUUGUGCCCACAAGCACAAGCAGGCAGUUUACCCAUUGACUGGUUCCCUGCUUCUACUUGCUAAAAUAUUGGUAAUGUGCAUUUGUUAUUAGUUGUAUGAAAUCGCCAGACACUGCAUAUAGCCGUACAACCACUUGUUCUGGCUGUUGUCUGGGUUUGACUGGGCCAGAUCAACACCAUGGGGACAAUAAAACUACGGUUGUGCCCUUGGACUUAGCCCAGUUGUGGGCAGUGGGCACCAGGCUGUGCUUGAUCAUGUGGAUCUUUGAGCCUGUGGUGCAUGAUAUCCCUCACCUGGGACACUGGGCCUGAUGAAACUUUGUGAUGCAGGAUAGUACUAGUGGAUGAAUAAAAAUAACAUAAAAUAAAUAAAAUAAGACGAUAAGAGUAAGACAAUAUGCAUAAAUUGCAAACCAUCUUAAUUUAUGGGAAAGAUUUUGAAAGAAAGAUGAAGAUAGACUAAGUUUGGUCAAAAUCACUGGGAAAACUGCCAGGAUCUGCAGGUUUCUUGAUUUCAAAAGACAGCUCAGUAAGCUUUGGCAUAAGGCAUAUACAAGUUUGGUACUCAUUAAAUUUUGGGAUUAUAAACACCUGCAAAAAUGAGUCACUGUACAUGGAGAGAAAAAAAAAUAAUAAAUAAAUAAAAUGCGGUAGAAGAAAUGUGAGGAGUGAAAGCAUUAGUAAGAAAGAUGGGAAAGUUUGGUCAUGCAUGCAGUUUUGGUUAUACAAAAUGGAAAUUGCAGAAACUACCCGAGAAUAUGUAAUUGAUAGUGUAUUGUGGUAUUUUAUGUUGGGAGGGAUUAACGUGUGCUGGUCUUCCCUGAAAAAUUCAUUCCUUACCACUAACCAGCACAAUAGAAUUUAAUUAACUUUUGGUAUAUGUCUAAAGAUAAUAGGCUGUGAUAUUUUCAUGUAAAAUAUAAUUUUCCUAACAUCUAACAUCAUCUUGGUUAAAGAAGAAAACUGUUGAAACUGAACUGAGAGAACCUGGAAGUAAAAGGUAACAAAUACAUUCAUACUGUAUAGGAGUGUGCAAGGAUGGUACAGAGGAAGAAGUGGAGGAAGAAAAGUGGAUUUAGCAUGGUGAUAUUGAGUUAACUGGUAUUGUAUAGUUCGAAAUAAACUGAAAGAAGCGAAUAAUGUAUAGCAAGAUUAAACAGAUACAGUAAUUAUUAUAUCAAAAAAUUUUUCAUGUCCAGGAAGGUAAGUACUUUAAAAGUAAUAGAGAAAUUAAUGGAUAAUACUUGGUACAGUUGCCAAAUUAAAUAUCUAUGUUAUGAUGGCAGAGGACGAGAAAAAUGAGAGUAAAGAAACUGAAAAAAAAAAAAAAUAGCCUAGCUAAUAGUGAUCGUAGGACAGCUAGAAACAAUUGCUUGCAGACUUUAUUUGUGCAUAAAAAUAUAUAUAUAUUCCUUUGUAUAUAAUAGGUAUAUAUGAUAGGCAGAUAUAUCACGUUACAGCACGGUAUAUUGCAUAACAAUUUCACAGUCAUGUUGAUUCGUGUGAAGAAAAAAAAAAAAACGAAAUUUUGAUUUGAAUUUCGCGCGCACAGGGCUACAUAAAUCUAGAUGAGGAAAAGAUGCAUAAAAAAAAAAAAAAUUAAGAAUAUUACUUGUAUACUUAACAUUAUUCUAUACAAUUAUAAUGAAGCUAUAAAAGAGCUCAAGUAGAUAGUUAUGAAACACGAAAUGUGUAGGUAGAAAGUAAAAAAAAAAAAAAAAGUCAGUCACUGAGUCCGUGGUGGAGGAAAAGGGAACAGGAAAAUCAGUCUCUAUAUAUGUGUAGUGUACGUGGAGCGUGGACCUGCGAACCCCAAGUGUUUUGCAGUCUCAUAUACCGCUGCCUUACGUAGAUGACAGUCCAGCCGUCCGGUGAACUUUGAAGGAAGAGAAGUUAAGGACGCAUUCUCCAGUUGGUACACAUCUUACACAGCUGCCUAGAGAUAUGAAGACUACCACCUACCUGACGACGACGCUGAUGGUGGCUCUCCUUCCACAGGUGAUAGCACAGUGUCCCACCCUGGAAGUCUCUGUCAUCCACAACACCUCCAGUCUCUCCAUACUCGUUAAUGGUGAACAAGUGGAGGAAGUGGACGUGGGCGGGCGUGACGGGUUGGGGCGGCGUGCAUGUGGCGGUCCUGCACCCAGCUAGCGGCGUCCCACUGGCCUCCCGCUCGCUGCCCACCGCCAAACCCUCUGAGGCGCGGGUCCUGGCACGCUUCCUCGGCUCCCUGCAGCCUGGCCGCAUCUUGGUCCUCGCGGUGCUGGUGAGGACACUGGUGCAUUGCUAUGAGAUAUCUUGGGAUCGUUUGGUGUAUGCUUACUCGUGUUUUCCUCAUGUAAUGUUUGCAAGUUGAUGUUUUAUAACUUGAUGCUGAAAGUUAGAUAGGUAGGAUAGAUAGAUAGAUAGAUACAUAGAUAGAUAGAUAGAUAAAUAAAUUGAUAGAUCGAUAAAUAGACAGGUAGACAAACAUAGAUAUAGAGUGUUUGUUUACAUAUAAUAUAUUGCAAAUUGAAAAGCAUAAUGAAUGAGCAGAAUACGUAAUCUUGAAAUAUGUACAUAUGUAAAAAAAAGUUUUACUAUACCUACGUACACAUUGUUAGUGGGUGCCAAACGUUGUUAAUACAACGCCAUGUUAAAUCCGCUAAAGUGUUAUGUAAGUGUGUGUACUACAUGCUAUACACACUAUCUUUGUAUACCUCUAUUUUUUGUGAAUAUAUUUCAAGUAUAAUUCACACACACACACAAGAUUUAUACAGCUUUUCAGACAGAGCAAUAAAUUACUGAAAUUUAUUACCGAAAGAAGUUGUGUGUGUGUGUGUGUGUGUGUGUGUGUGUGUGUGUGUGUGUGUGUGUGUGUGUGUGUGUGUGUUGUAUAUGGUUUAUUUGUUUUAGUACAUUUUGUUUGAUAUCAAGUUUUUACAGUUUUGUUUCGUCGUUUAUCUUGUGUUGAGUGAUACUUUCUACUUUCGUUCAUAUUAAUGGGAUGUUGUUAGCCUUGUUAAUGUUAAUUUCAGGCAUUUAAUGUUUUAUUGAGCAAAAUGUUUUAGUUCUGAAUAUGUUUUUAUUCACCAUUUAUUGUUAGAUAUUAUCAUUACGUAAGAAAAUAAAUAACUCCUUCUGUGUAUGUACAAAACAUUCUGUACCCGUAUCAAGAAAAAAAAUGUAUGAUAAAUCACUAAAAAGAGGCGAGACAUGAAAAGCUUAAGACAGUCCUGCAACAGUAUAACAAGGACAGUCGGGGUAGAACAACACACACCUGUCCCCUCUUAUCAACACCUGCCCUCCCUCCUCCCCUCCAAGGCAGACGGCGCACUCUACCUCUCCCCUGCAGAGGACACCCUGAGACGUUUGGGUUUUCGGGCAGUGGUUGAGGCGUUGGGAGUCGGGGAGGCGUGGGUAGGCGUGACGGAUGGGAGGCUGACGCGAGAG
This is a messenger RNA of Scylla paramamosain (green mud crab), 6391 nucleotides long. RefSeq names its product probable serine/threonine-protein kinase PLK. NCBI's taxonomy places the organism in Eukaryota, Metazoa, Arthropoda, Malacostraca, Decapoda, Portunidae. The transcript has 8 exons. The record is from RefSeq and is a predicted model, not a curated record. Bases 5028 to 5315 code for a protein of 95 amino acids.